Scomber japonicus (chub mackerel) is the source of this 4265-nucleotide messenger RNA. It is a transcript of the gene scap, whose product is annotated as SREBF chaperone. Gene Ontology annotation, cellular component: endoplasmic reticulum membrane; Golgi membrane. Gene Ontology annotation, molecular function: sterol binding; protein binding. Lineage: Eukaryota; Metazoa; Chordata; Actinopteri; Scombriformes; Scombridae. The record is from RefSeq and is a predicted model, not a curated record. Gene Ontology annotation, biological process: SREBP signaling pathway. The coding region runs from base 143 to 4126 and encodes 1327 amino acids. The transcript has 23 exons.
CUGAUGAGAGGAGCAUGCUUGCACAUUAUGCAACUAAUAUACCGCUGAAUGUGUUCGGACGGACGCAGCGUGAAGCUCUCAGGAAUGUUAAUGGCUGUCUGUGUAGUUUUUCAGUUUACAUUAAUUCACAUGAAGACAUUUAAUGCAUGCAAAGUUGCUAAUUAUGACUUUCGAAGCUUUAAACCCUGGAGAUGCCUUCAAGUUGGGCAUUUUAGGAAUUGUUGAAAAGAGGUCCCUGGAUGCCCCACGGUGCCUUGUCCUUGGCCGCCCGGUGCUUCCCAAUGGCCGGGAGUUGACCCCGCCCACCAGGAUGACGCUGCGCGAGCAGCUAAGGGAGAAGAUCUCGGCGGCCUUCUACCGCCACGGGCUGCUGUGCGCCUCCUACCCUGUACCCAUCAUCCUCUUCACAUCUGCUAGCAUCCUCACCUGCUGCUAUCCGUUGUUGAGGCUUCCUCUGCCUGGGACGGGUCCUGUGGAGUUCACCACAGGGGUGCGAGACUACAGCGUCCCUUCCCAUGAGCCACAGGGAGACUUCGGAGAACGGCCCGACUGGUAUCGAGGUCCUCCGGUUGCCUACAUCCAGCAGGUGUUGGUGAAGGCGGCGGUGUCUCCGUGGGAAAGCAGCUUGGUGCCGGUGGACAUGUUCAGGUCGCCGCUGGGCCAAGUCUUCAGCCUGCUGGAGGAGAUCCGCAACCACGUCUACUCUGACAGCUCCGGGGUUCGGAGUCUGGAGGCGCUGUGUCUCCAGGUGACGGACCUGUUUCCAGGGUUACGGCGGAUGCAGUCGGUGCUGCCAGAGCACGGCUGCCUGCUCGUUUCUCCCGGAAACUACUGGCAGAACCAGCGGGAGCUUUUCGACUCGGACCCCGACCUCCUGAAGACCAUCCAGAAGCACGAACCGAAAGGCCUGCACACCUCGGCCACGCUGCGAGAUCUGCUGUUUGGCGUUCCCGGGAAAUACACAGGUGUCAGUCACUACAACAGGAAGAAGGUCGUGACUUACACGAUCACUGUGGUGCUGUCCAGCUACGAUGCAAGGUUUCUCGGCAGCCUGCGGUCUCGCCUGAAGCAGCUCCACCCGUCGGCCAACUGCAGCCUGAGAGACGACCACAUGGUUCACGUCCACUUCAAGGAGGAGAUCGGCAUCGCUGAGCUCAUCCCCCUCGUCACCACAUACAUCAUCCUUUUCGCCUACAUCUACUUCUCCACACGUAAGAUUGACAUGGUGAAGUCUAAGUGGGGUCUGGCUCUGGCUGCUGUGGUCACAGUCCUCAGCUCUCUGCUCAUGUCUGUGGGACUGUGUACACUGUUUGGACUGACACCCACGCUCAAUGGAGGUGAGAUCUUUCCGUACCUUGUGGUGGUGAUCGGCCUGGAGAACGUCUUGGUCCUCACUAAGUCUGUGGUGUCCACGCCCGUCGACCUCGAGGUCAAACUCCGCAUCGCUCAGGGCCUUAGUAAUGAGAGCUGGUCUAUCAUGAAGAACAUGGCCACUGAAUUGUGCAUCAUCCUCAUUGGAUAUUUCACUCUGGUUCCAGCUAUCCAGGAGUUCUGUCUGUUUGCUGUCGUCGGCUUGGUGUCUGACUUCUUCUUGCAGAUGUUCUUCUUCACAACAGUACUGUCUAUAGACAUCCGCCGCAUGGAGCUGGCUGACCUGAACCGCCGCCUCCCAGCUGAAGCGGGUCUCCCUCCGCCUAAGCCGGGCCCGCUGCGCACACGUGAAGUCCCCCCUCCCCCGCGUCCCUCCCCUCACACCAUCACCCUGCAGACCCCCGCCUUCAGGAACCUAAGGCUUCCCAAGAGGCUGCGCGUGGUCUACUUCCUGGCCCGCACCCGCCUGGCUCAACGUAUUAUCAUGGCCGGCACGGUGAUCUGGAUCGGCAUCCUCGUCUACACCGACCCAGCCGGGCUGCGCACCUACCUGGCUGCCCAGGUGUCGGAGCAAAGCCCUCUGGGAGACACUGGAGGAGGCGGCCUGCCCCAUCACCUGGGGGUGGCACCCGUCUUCCGUGGAGGAGAUCCUACCAGCACCCUCAGCGUCCACCCUGCGCCAGAUCCAACCCCCUUACCCGAGAACCAAUCGCAGGGCCACCACAGCGCAGCCAGGGCGGCGCCGCUCCCUCAGGCUCCGCCCACCGCGCCUCAGAUCACCUGGGGGUCGGAGGAUGAGGAGGGCUGGAGGAGACUCUCCUUCAGGCACUGGCCGUCGCUCUUCGGCUACUACAACAUCACUUUAGCAAAGAGGUACAUCAGCAUCUUACCCGUCAUUCCCGUCACCGUUCACCUGAGCCCACAGGAGGCCAUCGAGACGCGUCACCCUCAGGACACGAGGCACCCGCCGCCACCCAUUCCCAAAAUCUCUGCAGAUCUACAGACGGACCUCACCCUCUACAAGGUGGCAGCUCUGGGUCUGGCGGCGGGCGUCCUGCUGGUUCUGCUUCUCUUCUGUCUCUACCGGGUUCUGUGUCCGAGGAACUACGGGCAGAACGGUGUCUCCCAUGGGCGCCGGCGCCGAGGGGACCUGCCCUGCGAUGAUUACGGCUACUCUCCGCCCGUCAGCGAGAUCUCACCGCUGCUUCUGAGGGGCCACAGCAUGGACAUCGAGUGUUUGGCCAGUGACGGGAUGCUGCUGGCCAGCUGUUGUCUGGCGGGACAGAUUCGGGUUUGGGACGCUCAGACCGGAGACUGUCUGACUGUCAUCCCAAACCACGGUCUGCGGCGGAGCAGCAGCAACGGUUGCUGGGAUCAGCGUGAUGGCUGGGACAACAUGAGCGGAGCCGCAGAGUCCGAGUGUUUGGGCUCGGAGGGUCGUGACGCCUCUGUCUGCGGCGACGGCCUAUCAGAGGACGAGGGCUACCCGCUGAGACGCCGCACCACCCCCGCCCGGCCCACCCUGUUCACUGACCAACCCGAUCUCACCCCGCUCAUCGACACCAACUUCACCUCGCAGCCUCCCUGCCACCUCGCCACUCCGCCCAGAGGAGGAUUCGACUUCGGAGGCCUGGUGGAGCGAGCGUACAUGGAGCACGAGCCCCCCUCGCCCUCCGCGUACCCGUCUCCUUCCUCCGCCUCGUCCUCGCCGCCCUCGGGUGCUCCACUGCAGAGUUUUGGGGACGCGGGAGCUCCGGUGAACCAGGAGAGGGCGUCGGCAGCAGGAGGGGGGGCGCAGGCGACGGCGGACUGGGAGAGCUCAGUGUGGGCGAUGGAGCUGAGAGGAAACCUGAUCGCUGCUGGGAGGAGCAGCGGGAAACUGGAGCUGUGGGACGCAGUGGAAGGGUCGUUACGCUGCAGUAAUGAAGACGGCGUCUCGGGGAUCACAGCUCUCGCCUUCCUCAACAACAGGAUCGUAGCGGCUCGGCUGAACGGGUCUCUAGAUUUCUUCACCGUUGAGAUGAACAAACCUCUGGGUUUACUGCAGUACAGAGGUGCCCCCGGGCGAGGCAGCAUGCCCCCCUCUCCCUGUUACAGCAGCGAAGACGUGAUCAGCUGCCAGCUCACGCGCUCGGUGCAGUGCGCUCACCAGAAGCCAAUCACGGUGCUGCGAGCGGCGGCCGGACGGGUGGUGACCGGCAGCCAGGAUCACACUGUCCGGAUUUAUCGUCUGGAGGACUCGUGCUGCCUCUUCACCCUGCAGGGUCACUCUGGAGGGAUCACAGCCAUUUACAUAGACCAGACAAUGGUUCUGGCGAGCGGAGGGCAGGACGGCGCCAUCUGCCUGUGGGACGUGCUGACGGGGAGCCGGGUCAGCCAUGUUUACGGUCACCGUGGCGACGUCACCUCGCUGGUCUGCACCACCUCGUGUGUCAUCAGCUCAGGACUGGAUGAUCUCAUCUGUAUCUGGGACCGCAGCACCGGGAUCAAGCUCUACUCCAUACAGCAGGAGGUGGGCUGUGGAGCGAGUCUAGGAGUGAUCUCAGAGUCUCUGCUGGUGACGGGGGGCCAGGGCUGCGUCUCCUUCUGGGACCUGAACUUUGGGGACCUGCUGCAGACUGUCUACUUGGGCCAGAGCAGCGACGGCCAGGGAGUCCGCCAGCUGCUGGUGCUCGACAACGCCGCCAUCGUGUGCGACUUCGGCAGCGAGCUGAGCCUGGUGUACGUACCGUCGGUGCUGGAGAAACUGGACUGAGAUGGACGGACGGACGGACGGACGCACGCGGCGGUUUUAACGUCAGUGGGAGCACGCGAAGAAAAACAAACUCAGAACAUUCUCUUCAUCAUUGCGACUUUCCCGCUGUUUCUUUUUUGCUCUUUUUUUUGUUAGAUCA